AUGGCUUUCGGAGGUGUCGCACUGCCUGGCUCGGGCAAUUCGACCGCCAACAACACACCCAGCGUCAAGGGUAACACCAACGCUGGUGCCGUGUCGAAAGUCAAUGGUACUGGUGAAGAUGACAAGAAGGUCACCAACAUCGGCAAAGAUGCCGGCCUGGAACAGCAAGGCCUCUCGAGCGUACACGGCAUUGUGCCGACGUUGCAAAACAUUGUCGCCACCGUCAAUCUGGAGGUGCGUCUUGACUUGAAGACUAUCGCCCUGCACGCACGUAACGCCGAGUACAACCCAAAGCGUUUCGCCGCCGUCAUCAUGCGUAUCCGCGAGCCCAAGACCACGGCACUCAUCUUUGCUUCGGGCAAGAUGGUGGUCACCGGUGCCAAGUCGGAGGACGAUAGUCGUCUCGCUAGCCGAAAGUAUGCGCGUAUCAUCCAGAAGCUCGGCUUUGAGGCCAAGUUCAGCGAGUUCAAGAUCCAGAACAUUGUCGGCUCGUGCGACGUGCGCUUCCCCAUCCGUCUGGAGGGUCUGGCUUACAGCCAUGGUGUCUACUCGUCGUACGAGCCCGAGCUGUUCCCUGGUCUCAUCUACCGCAUGGUCAAGCCCAAGGUCGUGCUACUCAUCUUUGUCUCUGGCAAGAUCGUGCUCACCGGUGCAAAGGUACGAGAAGAGAUUUACCAGGCGUUCAACCUCAUCCUGCCAGUGCUGGCUGAGUUCCGCAAGCCUUGA
Messenger RNA from Sporisorium graminicola, 726 nucleotides. RefSeq lists its product as uncharacterized. Gene Ontology annotation, biological process: DNA-templated transcription initiation. Gene Ontology annotation, molecular function: RNA polymerase II general transcription initiation factor activity; DNA binding. The transcript has 2 exons. The record is from RefSeq and is a predicted model, not a curated record. Bases 1 to 726 code for a protein of 241 amino acids. NCBI's taxonomy places the organism in Eukaryota, Fungi, Basidiomycota, Ustilaginomycetes, Ustilaginales, Ustilaginaceae.